AUGCCAUUCCAAAGCUGUUUCACAAGAAUUUACAGGGCAACCUUUUUUCAAGCCAUUGUCAUUGGAUUUUUAUCUUUCACUCAGCCUGGUAUAUGGAGUGCUAUUGCCGGUUUGGGUGGCGGAGGGUUGGAAAAUGUAACCACUGCCAAUACUGCUAGCUCAAUUUUAUUCGGGAUCAUGUUUUUCUUUUCCCCAAUAUUUGGUUUCUUGGCCAACAGAUGGGGCAUCAGACCGAUCCUUAACAUUGGUACAGUGGGGUAUGUUUUCUGGUCCGCGGGCCUUUAUAAGAACUCUAAAGAUGGUUCUGAAGCUCUUAUUAUUGCUGGUGCUGUCCUAUGUGGUAUUUCUGCCUCCGCCUUUUGGACAGGAGAAGCCACUGUCGCAAUUUUAUAUCCAGAGCAAAACCAAAGAGGUUUGUUUAUUGGUACUUGGCAAAUAUUAAACAAAGUUGGUGGCUUGAUUGCUGGUGCUAUUUCGGUUGCUUUAAAUAUAAAAGAUGGAGAAAAAGGCGCAGUCAGUUUGAAUACUUAUGUUGUUCUAUUGGCGAUACAAUGUUUGGGGUUUCCCGCAUCUUUUCUCUUGUCUCCACCUGAAAAAGUAAUAAGAAGUGAUGGUUCUAAACUUUUGUCCAACUUGCGUAACAAAACUAUCAAAGAUGAGAUGAAAACAUUCUUCAGAGUUUUGAGAAGGAAAGAAGUAAUUGGACUUGCUCCGUUAUUCAUUGCAGUUGUUUGGUUCAAUACAUGGCAAUCUAAUUACAUGACAAAUCACUUCAGUGUUAGAGCCAGAUCAUUAAGCUCAUUACUAACUGCUUUGAUCUGCGGGGCCACCGAUGUUGUUGCCGGCCAGUUGCUUGAUCUAAAAUUCAUCCGCAGAUCUCUUAAAGUUAAAGUAUCAUGGGUUUUUGGUGUUUUGAUGAUGAGUGGUUUUUUCAUCUAUUCGUUGGUACUUCAGAAACAAUUUGAUAUAAAUCCAGAGUCUGGUAUCGAUUGGCACGGAAAUUCCCGUUUUGCAAGAGCUUUUAUUCCAUUCCAAGUUUUCAAAAUCAGUGGUGAAUUCAUUUUUAACUGGUGUUACUGGGUUAUUGGUGCCUACCAAUUCUCUUCAGAAGAAAUUCCACAUGUUUCUGGAAUCAUUAGAUCGUUGGAAUCUUUUGGUCAGUGUAUAGCAUUUGUUAUCGCUGUUGUGGAUACAAAUGACAUGACCAGCUUGAUAGUUUCUGUCAUUAUCUUUUAUGUUGCCGUUAUUCCUGCGUCAUUUGUUGUUUCGCAAGUGACUGACGAAGCAAUUGAAGGUAUAACAGUAGCUAGCCAUGAGGACGAAAACUCAGAAGAAGGUAUUGAAAAGCAUUCUGAACAUAUUAUCAUUGAGAAUGUAGCAUAA
Saccharomycopsis crataegensis is the source of this 1383-nucleotide messenger RNA. RefSeq lists its product as uncharacterized. NCBI's taxonomy places the organism in Eukaryota, Fungi, Ascomycota, Saccharomycetes, Ascoideales, Saccharomycopsidaceae. Bases 1 to 1383 code for a protein of 460 amino acids. The transcript has a single exon. Gene Ontology annotation, biological process: transmembrane transport. Gene Ontology annotation, molecular function: transmembrane transporter activity. The record is from RefSeq and is a predicted model, not a curated record.